Messenger RNA from Capsicum annuum, 2160 nucleotides. RefSeq names its product 5' exonuclease Apollo. Gene Ontology annotation, molecular function: 5'-3' DNA exonuclease activity; damaged DNA binding. The record is from RefSeq and is a predicted model, not a curated record. NCBI's taxonomy places the organism in Eukaryota, Viridiplantae, Streptophyta, Magnoliopsida, Solanales, Solanaceae. Gene Ontology annotation, biological process: interstrand cross-link repair; protection from non-homologous end joining at telomere; double-strand break repair via nonhomologous end joining. The coding region runs from base 557 to 1870 and encodes 437 amino acids. The transcript has 4 exons.
UUGAAAGUUUGUUCCUGAGUCUCUGAUCGAAUUGGAUUAUGAGGUUGAAAAAGUGUUUUUGAAUUUUGUUUCUUACUAUAAGUAAGGAAAUCCUUUUCUCAAAAAACACUUUUCAUAGUACUUUGGUCAAUCUGCUUAAAAAAAAAAAAGAAAAGAUAAAAUAUUUAAGCCAAUCAAAAUGAGAAAAUUGGACUCGGUAGCAAACACACAAUAUAAAUUCAUGAAUUUUCCCUGCAAAAGCCCGCCACCUUUAAAGUUUCAAAUCAAAACCCCCGCCAACCAAAAUGCCCUUCAAUUUCUCAUCAUUUCUCCCCCCAAUCUCCCAUUAACAUCAUCUAGAUGAUCCCUAUAUAAGCCUACACGCUCAAAAUCGAGAAAUUUCCUGCCCGUACCUCGCAGUUAUGCAGCAGAACAGAAGGAAACUAGCCAAUGCUCGACUACAAUAGUUGAUACUUGAUAGUCCCUGUGUAAGCCAAACCUUCAAAUUAUGCAGAACAGAGGGAAACUAGCUAGUGCUCGACUGCAAUAGUUGAUAUUCAAUCGAAGCAGCAGUACUAUGGAGAGUGGAAUGGUAUCGGUCGAUCGUUGGACUGCUGGUAGCCAAGUCUACUUUCUAACUCACCUUCACGCCGAUCAUUUGUGUGGACUCACUUCGAAAUGGUCCCGAGGACCUCUUUACUGUUCACGCAUUACUGCUAAGCUCUUUCCUAUCAAAUUCCCUGACUUCGACCUUUCUCUUCUACGAAUUGUUGAAAUUGGUCAUUGGCAUUCGGUUUCUUUACUAUCUCCUUCCUGUGGUUCUUACACUGAUGUCGAUUUCAUGGCCAUCGAUGCUCAUCAUUGCCCGGGAGCAGUAAUGUAUCUGUUUCGUGGUGAAUUUGGCUGCACACUCUAUACUGGGGAUUUCCGUUGGGAGAGCACAAGUGAGAGAGCACAAACUGGAAGGACCAUGCUGCUUAAAGCUAUGAAGGAUGUAAAGCUUGACAUGCUUUACUUGGAUAAUACUUACUGUAACCCCACAUAUUGUUUUCCUUCACGUGAAGCUGCUGCUAAACAGGUUUUAAACAUCAUAUCUUCUCAUCCUAAUCAUGAUGUUAUCAUUGCUGUUGACACACUAGGGAAAGAAAAUCUUCUGCUAUACAUAUCACGUGUCCUGAAAACAAAGAUUUGGGUGUGGCCAGAACGCUUACAGAUUAUGCAUCUUCUUGGGUUCCAUGACAUCUUUACGACAAAAACUUCAGUGACAAGGAUUCGUGCUGUUCCUCGUUACAGUUUUAACAUUGAGACUCUGGAGGGACUGAAUACAAUUCGUCCGACUAUAGGGAUCAUGCCAUCUGGUCUCCCUUGGGCACCAAAAGCUUUUAGAGGAAAGGAAAAACUUUCCUCAGAAUCUCCUCCAGUGCUCCUUCAUAACAGGUGGCCCACAGAUGUUACAACUUCUAGUACCUCAAGCAAGCCAAAUGGAGGUUCAUUAAGUGCAGGGAGAGAUGAUCAUUACAUAUAUACUGUUCCAUAUUCUGACCAUUCAUGCUUUCCCGAGUUACAGAAAUUUAUUGAGUUUGUCAUGCCAAUUAAUAUCAAAGGCAUCGUAUCUUCAUCUGCUUCUAAUGUUGACCCCCUUUACCACUUUGGAAGCCUUUGUCGAAUCCAACAAGCAUCAGUGCUCUUAUGCCAGAGGCUCAGGAAUAAAAGAUAUGAUAAAGUUGGAGUCAUUAACAUGAGGUCCUCCUUUGGAUGCACCGGUACAAUGCAAUUAGGGAGGAAAAGGAGAAAAAGACAAAUUUCUAGUGCAGGCAUUCAUGUUAGUAGGGUGAGGUUGUUGAGAAGGGAGAGGCAAGGGGUAAAGAUUGUGGAUACAGAUCCUGAUUAGCCUACUAGAUGACCUUCACAAACUAUAUCAAAUACACAGGUUCUAAAGUCAUUCCAUUGCGAGUAAUGAUGUCGAACUUGCUUCCACCAUCUCAAUAGAAGUAGAAAAGGGAAUUAAGUUUAGAUUGUAACUUGUAUGCUCUAGACCAUCUAUUCAAUCUCAAGAGGUCAAGAGUUCAGUUGCUUACUCGGUUUCCACAUGGCUAGUAUUAUUUUGUUUGUAGAAAUUUACUCAAGGAUUGUGGAUAUCUUCUUGUUUUAAGUUAUAAUCCUAACAGGCCGUAGAUUCCU